UCUCCCCACCCCCCCGCCCUCCCAAACCGCCUCUCUUCCAGCACACGCAAGUUUUUAAAAAGAUGAUGGUUCUGUCAGCUCUUGUCACUUGUGGCACAGGCUGGGGACAGCGUUAGUCUGCACUAGAAGAAUUGGUAACUUUUCUCAACUUGGCUUCAGAUUUCUUUCUCUUUGUGCUUUUCUCAACAAACUGAAUGAUAGUUGAGUGAGACCCAAUUAAGCAACUGAGCAGGAUCGAAGAUACAAACAGAUGGCACCAGGUGUCAGGAGAUGAAAAGUCUUUAAUGGUUGAAUGCAAAGUGUGGAGAUGUUGAGAUGAAAUUUUAUCAUGUACGUCCGAAGAACUCAUUAAAGGAGCAACAAGGGGCAGUGCAAGAUCUGAUUGUGGCUUUCUUCCUGGCUAUAUUUUUAUCAGCAAACUCUCUCGGUUGUCAGUUUGAAGGAUUCCAACCCCACACUACAACGUACGGUUCGGUAAUCGAGACUCUGAGGACACAUCUCCCUACAGAUUACAACCUCACUGUUUUCCUGCAGGACACCACCAAUCUGGACAGCUGUUGCGUUGAUCUGCAGGUGAUGUUGUCUCUGAAUCGCUCGAUUGGACACCUUUACCGUCACUCAAUGGAUAGGCUCCAAAAUUUGACGUUCAAUGUGCUCCGGGAGCUGAGGUUUCUGGAGGAUUGCCCGAUUCAUGAAUCCUUUCACUGUGAAAUGGUGCAAUGGAAUUCUUCGCAUCUUCUCCUGAACUUGAUGGAACGUUUCAGACUUUUCGAUGCCACGUUCAACCAGAACAAAUGUGACUUUGGACGAUGCACUUUACACGCCUGCCUGGCAGGAGAUGUUGCAACGACAAUAUUGCCAGCAGCAAAUGCCACAGCAACUUCAGUGGAGCCGGGAAUGUUUGCCAAUGGAACGGAGAACGUGCCCACCCGUGCAAUUAUUGGCAAUGCAACCAAUCCCACUCCAGCUAUGACCCAUCGCAACCUGACCAGCUUAACCAACGGAAGCAAUCCGUCUCCAACCUUGACCAAUUGGAACCUCACAGGCUUAGCCAAUAGAACCAGCACCAUUCUGGCUUUGAUGAAUGACAGCAUAGCUGCUACAACAAACCAAACCAAUAUCAACCCAACACCUCCAAGCAAUGGAAACAACAGCCCACUAGCAGCAACAUUCUGCAGCACUGAGCCCCGUGCAACCAUCUCUCCAAUAGCAACACAAACAGUUGUAAUCAUACUCAUAGUCAGCAUGUUUUUAAAUAUGGCCCUCUUCACAUGCUUGAUGGAUAGGAGAAGGCGGAUGGCCCCUCCACAUAUGACUGAAAUGGAUCCAUUGUCAUUCCCCAGAGAGGAGGUUCUCGAGGCAUAGGAGAGGGAGAGCUUUGGAAAGGAACCGGGAGAGAAAGUGAAGGGUGCAAAGAUUUUCCAAGGCCAGCUAUUGUGGAAAAAAAAGUCCUGCUUCAUGCCAUGCUCAUCUUCUCCAAAUGCAUUGCCUGGUCUGUACGCUGCCUGUCGUGUUGCUGUUGUACCUCAACUGUAUUUUCUGUAGCCCCUUUCCAACUUCCGUCCCCCCACCGCCGUCCAACCAUCUCUAUUUGCAGAAUGGACUUUUAUGUCAGCAUGUGUUAAGUUUGGGGGGAAAACAGCUGUCUUUAUUCGUGGAUGGUCUGGACCACCAGAGAAGGAGGGGCGUUGACUGACUUAACUGUGUGGCCUUUAUCUUCGCUCAAACCAUUAUUGCUCCAGCACCUACAGACAGACAGUGGCCGCAUUUUGCAGACGCUGAAGGAUGUGGUUCUCUGUCUUGGCCCCCCCACCCAACAUCCUGGGAUUCCCUCCAGAAGAGAGAAGGAAGACUGUGUGCACAUCUCGGAGUUGAGAGAGACUAGCCACUCAACCCAAUGGGAUUGAUGGUCAUGGAGAAAUGGAAGAUGGGGGAGUGCUGCUUUGUAUUCUCUGCACCUUUAACCCUGCGAAGGUCACUGCAAUGAACUUGAUUCAAUUGUGACCUGACAAGAUGCACUGAAGAUAUUUUGACUCUUGACUUUCUUGCUGAACUUGAUUGAUUGAUUUGUGUUUUAUAUUUCGUUUGUAUUGUUGCAUUGUUGUUCCUUUUUUUUUUGUCCCCAGCCAAGUGUGACUUUGGGCAUUGACUGUUGCUCUGCCCCGGGAAGCGAGUCUGAGCUGGCACCAGUGGGUGGUGCUCUGCUAUGAGUCUGCUGCUUCGUAUCAUGGCUGGAGUAGAGUUGGUGACCAACCAGGAACGAGGCAGUUGGGGGUUGGGGCUAGCUGGAAAGAUGGGAACCAAAGUGAUUGGGGUGGGACGAAAUGGCGGAGGGAGGGAGCUAGCUGUGAUGGAACGUGAGAUCCUAAACAUAAUGAGGAGGGAUGCACUGUAGAGAGCGGAGGAGGAGAAUGGGGCUUGGCAGUGGCGAGAGUAAGCUUGUGGGAGCUAUGUGUUAGACCAAUGAAAAUAUAACUUGUUAGAGAAGGAGCAUCUACUGUGUACUUAUAAAUCUGAUUUCACAAUGAGUAUGCUGCCACAUUGAGAGAGAAACCAUUCACUAGCUUUUGUUUUCACUAUAAGUAUCUUUAUCAGGCCUGGAAACUAAUCCUGGAGGGUCUGGAUUGAGUUCUGAGCCUGUGUUCUUUUUUUUUCCCCAACAGAAUAGUCCACAAAUAUUCCAAGUGUCCCUCUGUUAUUUAUAGGGACACCAAGUGUUAGAACAAACUGUGUACCAGAUCUUAUUUUUAAAAAAAAAAAAUCUUUUGACUGACCAAAUGGUAUCUUUCUCACAUGUUGAGUUCAGAGCAAGGUGCCGUUGUGUAUUGAGAAGUUCAGUCUGAUGGGGGAAAUGUGCAGCUUUCCCUUCCUGUGAACCUUCAUUUGUAAACUAACAUGAUCUCUUUUGGAAUGUAUAUUUUUAAAAAAUAUAUAUGUAUUACGGCUGUGCUGUAUUAUGUCCAGAGAAUGUAAGCUUAAAACAUAUUUAUUACUCUUUUUCCUUAAAAUAAAAGCAAAUCUUAA
This is a messenger RNA of Rhincodon typus (whale shark), 3024 nucleotides long. RefSeq lists its product as uncharacterized. The coding region runs from base 316 to 1365 and encodes 349 amino acids. NCBI's taxonomy places the organism in Eukaryota, Metazoa, Chordata, Chondrichthyes, Orectolobiformes, Rhincodontidae. Gene Ontology annotation, molecular function: cytokine activity. Gene Ontology annotation, cellular component: membrane. The record is from RefSeq and is a predicted model, not a curated record. The transcript has 10 exons.